Teleopsis dalmanni is the source of this 2413-nucleotide messenger RNA. It is a transcript of the gene mbt, whose product is annotated as serine/threonine-protein kinase PAK mbt. The transcript has 4 exons. Gene Ontology annotation, biological process: intracellular signal transduction; regulation of MAPK cascade; protein phosphorylation. NCBI's taxonomy places the organism in Eukaryota, Metazoa, Arthropoda, Insecta, Diptera, Diopsidae. Gene Ontology annotation, molecular function: ATP binding; protein serine/threonine kinase activity. The record is from RefSeq and is a predicted model, not a curated record. The coding region runs from base 230 to 2155 and encodes 641 amino acids. Gene Ontology annotation, cellular component: cytoplasm.
UUCCCAUAAGCAGAUUCUUAGUUUUAAUUAGAUUACAAACAUAUAAUGUUUCAUAUAAAACUUUAAUUUAAUAAUUUUAUUAUUAUUUCAGUUACAGCGGAUAUAUGAAUAAUACCAAUUUAAUUGUGAAAAAAAAAAUUUGUAAAUAAAAUUAAUAGUGGAAAUAAGUGGUACUGCAAAUAAAUAAAAACAAAGACUUUUGUUACAUUGUUAUUUUAACAUAUAUAAAAUGUUUUCGAAAAAGAAAAAGAAACCACUUAUUUCAAUGCCUAGUAAUUUUGAACACCGUGUUCAUACUGGUUUCGAUAAACAAGAGGGGCGUUAUGUCGGUUUGCCACUGCAAUGGGCAUCAAUAGUAGGUAAUAACCAAAUAUUAAAAUCAACUAAUAGACCACUACCUUUGGUAGACCCUUCGGAAAUUACACCAACAGAAAUCCUUGAUCUGAAGACAAUUGUGCGUCCACACCACAAUAAUAAUAAGUCAGACACAACGUCAUUAAACAAUACCUGCUUAUUAACUAAUACUCAUAGUUUUAAAUUACAUACACAUCACUUAAAUGAUAAUACGGGCUUAAGUGGCUUGAUGCUACCAAAAACGUCUCAUGUAGCACGAUCGAAUUCAUUACGUAGCUCAAGUCCCCCAAGAGUACGGCGCGAUCUUCGAGGAAAUGCAAAUGUUCCACCCAUUGUGUUGGAAGAAAACACACCUUUACAAUCAACAACAUUAUCGGAAAAUGUCAUACAUUCAGUAGACUUAGCUUGUAGGGCCCAAACACAAUCAAGUAUAAAUACAAUCAAUACACAAAGUUCAGGUCAGAACGAGUACAUGAGUCAAAAUACUUUAAAUAGUAGUGGUCCUUUAACUGUUAGAACAGAUUUGCCUGCUCCACAUAUAUUACACAAUCAAUAUCGCUUCGGCUUGGGAGUUGAUCAGAUGACUAAUCAACAGAUUUCUCCAGUUGGCUGUAAUGCAGGCAACAUACUUUCUACACAUUCUUAUUCUCACGCAACAAAUAAGACAAAUUUCCUUAUAUAUCCUUCACCACGAAAUUCUACCGUUGCAAAUUCAAUGCAUGCAGUAUCCCAACAGCAACUAAAAGUAAUAUCAUCUACGCAAGUUACAGCUGAUCAGAAUCAAAACCAUCCUCAUAAUUCGAACUUAUAUGCUAAGUCCUCUUCACGUGGUUCCAGCUCUAGUGGAGGAGCAAGUGGAGUAGGAGUAAAUAACACUAGCAUGGGGACACUUAUAUCACCACCGAAGCAAGAACAACGGUUAACGCAUGAACAGUUUCGUGCUGCUUUACAAAUGGUUGUAUCUGCUGGAGAUCCACGUGAGAACUUAAACAAUUUUAUGAAAAUUGGUGAAGGUUCAACUGGUACAGUUUGCAUCGCUACUGAGAAAUCAACAGGACGACAAGUCGCAGUUAAAAAAAUGGAUUUGAGAAAACAGCAAAGACGUGAACUUCUUUUUAAUGAAGUAGUUAUUAUGCGGGACUACCAUCAUCCAAAUAUUGUUGAAACAUAUUCAAGUUUUCUUGUAAAUGAUGAGUUAUGGGUUGUUAUGGAGUAUUUGGAAGGCGGUGCUCUAACAGAUAUUGUUACGCAUUCACGCAUGGAUGAGGAACAGAUUGCCACAGUUUGUAAACAAUGUCUGAAAGCACUUGCAUAUUUACAUUCGCAGGGUGUAAUACAUAGAGAUAUUAAAUCAGACUCUAUUCUUCUGGCAGCUGAUGGAAGAGUUAAAUUGUCUGAUUUCGGUUUUUGCGCGCAAGUCUCACAAGAACUACCAAAACGUAAAUCGCUUGUUGGUACACCUUACUGGAUGUCUCCAGAAGUAAUAUCACGUUUACCUUAUGGACCUGAGGUUGAUAUAUGGUCUUUAGGAAUAAUGGUAAUAGAAAUGGUAGAUGGGGAACCACCUUUUUUUAAUGAACCACCGCUCCAAGCAAUGAGACGCAUUCGUGACAUGCAGCCACCAAACUUAAAAAACGCUCACAAAGUUUCCCCAAGGUUGCAAUCCUUUUUGGAUCGAAUGCUAGUGCGUGAUCCUGCUCAGCGUGCUACAGCGACAGAACUCUUAAUACAUCCAUUUUUAAGACAGGCUGGUACGCCAUCUUUACUUGUACCACUUAUGCGUAAUAUAAGGCAAUAUUAAAACAAAACAUUUCAAUAAUACAUUUUUGUACAUUUACCUACAUUUAGUUUUAAUUUUAUUUUGCUAUAUCUGCAUUAUUGAUGUAUGAAUCUGUUCAUGAACUCAUAUUUUCCUUAUAUUGCAUUUAAAUUUUAAAUAACUACACUUAAGUUUUAUCGACCUACAAUAUACGAUAAUUGCAUAAACUACUAUUAAGUUACUCCUAAUAAUGUUCGUGUUUAAUUUAAAUAUUAUUUUAUAUCUUAGAGGUAAUUAUAA